Molecule: messenger RNA, 10558 nt
Organism: Serinus canaria (Common canary)
Lineage: Eukaryota; Metazoa; Chordata; Aves; Passeriformes; Fringillidae
Gene: ZMYM4
Product: zinc finger MYM-type containing 4
Exons: 30
Coding region: 113-4669 (1518 amino acids)
Molecular function (GO): zinc ion binding
Source: RefSeq, a predicted model, not a curated record
GCCGCGUCGCGGAGCCCCCCGGAGCCGCCGUCCCCCGGAGAGCGGGGGAGGCUGAGAGGGAGUGACCCCCGGCCCCUCGCCCCGGGCUGGGACAGCUGAGGGGGGGCGCAACAUGGCGGAGGCCAAGGAGGAGGGGCCCGGCCCCCGCGGCAGGUUUGAAGAUAAAUCUGAUGCGGUAUUUGAUAUUACAGAAAAAUGUGGUGAAAUUCUGGAUGCAGAGAUGUCUGAGGAGGCUGAGCACAACUUAGCACCUGGCCUGGACAGCUUGUCGUACGGAGUACCGAACCGAGCCGGACCCGAGAAUUCACUGCAGGGUGAUGAUCAUGAUUAUUUUCUGAACUCUGGGGAUCUUGCAGGCAUACCUGUUGUUGGGAGUGACAACGAAGAUGAUCAGAAUUUCACUCCAAAAGACACUUUUUCUUCAGCAGUUCAUGAUGAAGAUCAUCUGGAAGAGGGCAAGAGAGUUCCAGAUCAUGAACUGGACAGUGAAAAAGAAAUUCAGGUUCAGAAUGCAAUCCAGAAGGAUCUCACUUUCCCCUUUGAGCAGGGCCCCUUAUUUAAAUCACUUCGAAAAGAUUUUAGCGUAACACGAGAUAAUGGCAAAGAGACUUUUGCAGCAAAGGACAAGAAUAGAGAAGGACAUUUUCAAGAACGUGAAAAACGGUUGGAAAAAAUCCCUAAAGAUAUGGAUUCUAGAUUGAAAAGCAGUUUUCUUGACAAAGCAGUUCAUAAUCAAGUAGAAGAAACAUUACGGACGCAGUUAGCGCCACAAACUCCAGAAACUAACUUCAGGGAGUCUAGCUACCUAUUUUCUAGUAAGGAAUCUAUUGGACAAGAGCUGGGGAAUUCCUUUGCACCAAAUAUUAGAAUUAAGAAGGAGCCUUUGGAUGACGAAUAUGCUAAAGCUAUGGCCCCACAGCAGGGACUAUUAGACAAAAUUAAAGAUGAACCUGGUAAUUCUGAGGAGUACGGCCAACAGCCAAAAUCUCAGGAAGGGGAGCUGAAAAUCAGUGCUGUAUUUUCAGUCAGUGGCAAUCCUCUUGUUCCACAGCUGUCAUCAGGUUUCCAGCCUGCUGUGGCAUCCUCUGGCAUGAGUAAAAUGCUACCCUCAGUUCCAAGCACAGCUGUUCGGGUUUCCUGUUCUGGCUGUAAAAAAAUCCUGCAGAAGGGGCAAACUGCCUACCAGAGGAAAGGCUCGACCCAGCUCUUCUGCUCCACACUGUGCCUCACUGGAUACACCAUUCCCGCUUCUCGCCCACCAGCUUCUACCAAGAAAACCUGCUCAAGCUGCUCAAAAGAAAUUCUAAAUCCAAAGGAUGUAAUCACUGCCCAGUUUGACAACACAGACUUCAGUAAGGAUUUCUGCAGCCAGUCUUGUCUGUCCACAUAUGAACUGAAAAGGAAACCCAUUGUCACUAUUCACACCAACAGCAUUUCCAGCAAGUGCAGCAUGUGCCAGAAGAAUGCAGUGAUCAGGCACGAGGUGAAUUACCAGAACGUGGUGCACAAGCUCUGCAGUGACGCCUGUUUCUCCCAGUUCCGCUCUGCCAACAACCUGACCAUGAACUGCUGUGAAUACUGUGGGGGGUACUGCUACAGUGGCUCUGGCCAGUGUCACGUCCUGCAGAUAGAGGGACAGUCCAAAAAGUUCUGCAGUUCCGUAUGUGUGACAGGUUACAAGCAGAAGUCAGCUAAAAUUACACCCUGCACACUGUGUAAAUCUCUGAGAUCUUCAGCUGAGAUGGUGGAGGGCACAAAUAACUUGGGGAAGAUGGAACUGUUUUGUUCUGUUAACUGUUUGUCAGCAUACAGAGUAAAAAUGGUCACUUCUUCAGGUGUUCAAGUUCAGUGCAACAGCUGUAAAACCUCAGCAAACCCUCAGUAUCACUUGGCUAUGUCAGAUGGGAGCAUACGCAAUUUUUGCAGCUACAAUUGUGUAGUAGCUUUUCAGAAUCUGUUCAACAAGCCAACAGGACUGAACUCCUCGGUGGUGCCCCUGUCUCAGGGCCAGGUCAUUGUGAGCAUCUCCUCGGGGACAGUCUCAGCCACUGGCACCACCUCCACUGUGUCCCCCAGCUCCACAAGCACCCCAGCUGCAGCAGGGCUCCAGAGGUUGGCUGCCCAGUGCCAGCAGGUCACCUUUACCCGUUCUGUUGUGAAAAUCAAGUGUCAGCACUGUAACAGAUUAUUUGCCACCAAACCAGAACUGCUUGACUACAAGGGUAAAAUGUUCCAGUUCUGUGGGAAGACCUGCUGUGAUGAGUAUAAGAAGAAGGGCAAUAUGACAGCUUUGUGUGAAUACUGCAGGUUUGAGAAAAUUAUCAAGGAGACAGUGAGAGUCUCAGGCAUAGAUAAAACAUUCUGUAGUGAAGUUUGUAAACUGCUCUAUAAACACGACUUGUCUAAGCGCUGGGGAAACCACUGUAAAAUGUGCAGUUACUGUUUACAAACCUCCCCCAAACUGGUCCAGAAUCACUUUGGGGGGAAAACAGAGGAAUUUUGCUCAGAGGAGUGCAUGUCUAAAUUCACUGUUUUGUUUUACCAGAUGGCAAAGUGUGAUGGUUGUAAGAGACAAGGUAAACUCAACGAGUCCAUAAAAUGGCAAGGGGAGAUGAAGCAUUUUUGCAAUCUGCUUUGUAUUCUGUUGUUUUGUAAACAGCAAGGUGCUCCUGACCCUCCACUCCCAAACAACACAGCAAACCUUUCCAUGGCACCAGCCUCCUCCUCAGGCCCUCCUUCUUUAAGAAAGGACUCAACCCCUGUCAUAGCAAACGUGGUGUCCCUUGCAAGCACCCCAGCUGCCCAGCCUACUGUUAACUCCAACAAUGUUUUACAGGGUGCAGUCCCUACUGUGACAGCAAAAACAAUAGGAGAUGCAAGUACCCAGACAGAUGCCCUAAAGCUCCCAUCAUCAAAACCACCCAGGCUUCUGAAAAACAAAGCUUUAUUGUGUAAGCCAAUCACCCAGACUAAGGCCACCUCGUGCAAACCUCACACACAAAACAAAGAAUGCCAGACAGAAGGAGAAGCACCACCUGCUCAACCCCGGAUCAUUGUGGUACCUGUUCCUGUACCAGUGUUUGUGCCAGUGCCCCUCCACCUCUACACCCAGUACACACCAGUUCCCCUGGGAAUGCCAGUUCCUGUACCAGUUCCCAUGCUCAUCCCAACCACCCCGGAUAAUGCUGAUAAAAUCAUUGAAAACAUUCAGGAAAACAAGGAAAAGAUUUCCAUUAAUCCAUUUGAAGCUGAUCUCCUUCAGAUGGCAGAAAUGAUUGCAGAAGAUGCAGAGAGAGAAAAAACACACUCUCAUGGUGGAUCUCAAACAUCUGAGCAUGAGCUCUUCCUGGACCCCAAGAUAUUUGAGAAAGACCAGGGCAGCACGUACAGUGGAGAUCUGGAGUCAGAGGCAGUGUCCACUCCACACAGUUGGGAGGAGGAGUUGAAUCACUACACCUUACAAUCCAAUGCCCUUCCAGAACCUGAUCCAGAACUCAAGCAGUUCUCCAAAGGUGAUGUGGAACAGGACCUGGAGGCAGAUUUCCCAUCAGACUCAUUUGACCCUCUCAGUAAAGGACCGGGUUUGCAUUCACGUUCACGGGCAAGACGGAGACACAGGGAUGGCUUCCCACAGCCAAAAAGAAGGGGAAGGAAGAAGUCUGUAGUUGCAGUGGAGCCCCGGAGUCUGAUGCAGGGCUCCUACCCUGGCUGCUCUGUUUCUGGGAUGACCCUCAAGUACAUGUAUGGGGUAAAUGCCUGGAAGAACUGGGUCCAAUGGAAAAAUGCACAGGAGGAACAAGGGGACCUGAAGUUUUCAGUUCAUCCUGUGAAGCUCAAGGAGGACAUUCUCUCAUGCACAUUUGCUGAGCUGAGUUUUGGCUUGUGCCAGUUUAUUCAAGAGGUGCGGAGACCAAACGGAGAAAAAUACGACCCUGACAGCAUCUUAUACUUGUGCCUUGGAAUUCAGCAGUACCUAUUUGAGAAUGGUAGAAUAGAUAACAUUUUCACCGAGCCCUAUUCCAGGUUUAUGAUUGAACUUACAAAACUUUUGAAAAUCUGGGAACCUACAAUUCUUCCAAAUGGUUAUAUGUUCUCAAGAAUCGAAGAGGAACACUUGUGGGAAUGUAAGCAGCUGGGUGCAUAUUCCCCCAUCGUUUUGUUGAACACUCUUCUGUUCUUCAACACCAAAUACUUCCAACUAAAAAAUGUCAGUGAGCACCUGAAACUGUCCUUUGCCCAUGUUAUGAGGCGCACCCGAACUCUGAAGUAUAAUACUAAGAUGACAUAUUUACGUUUUUUCCCACCCUUUCCAAAACAAGAGGUAGAAUCAGAUAAAUUAUCAGUAGGCAAGAGGAAACGCAGUGAAGAUGAGGAGGUUCCAACAGCAGUGGAAAUGGCUGAAAACACAGAUAAUCCCCUCCGGUGCCCUGUCCGACUUUAUGAAUUUUACUUAUCAAAAUGUUCUGAAAGCGUGAAGCAGAGGAGUGAUGUGUUCUACCUGCAGCCCGAGCGCUCCUGUGUUCCCAACAGCCCCAUAUGGUAUUCCACAUUGCCAAUAGACCCAGGAACCUUGGACAUCAUGUUGACAAGGAUUCUUAUGGUGAGGGAGGUACACGAAGAACUUGCCAAAGUCAAAUCAGAGGACUCUGAUAUUGAGUUAUCAGACUAAGUGCAGUGGGGUAUUUUCCUUUGAAUACACAUCAGAAGCACCAAAAUGUGAAUACGUCCAGCCUUUGGAAAAUGUGUAUCAAAUAAGCCAAGAUAACGUCACCUACAGGCAGAUUUUGUACCACAGUGGAUGUACAAACUGGAACUGGAAGGAAGCAAGCUGUGUAAGCUGCAAAUCCCAACGUCCUGCAGCACUGAUCAAUCCUCAGAACAAAUCCAAGUGGAACUCACCCAUUGGAUUGGUGCAUAAAUCCUUUAUCUGUUUAGGAUUUUUAAAAGUUGUGAGAUAUUUUUAAGAAAAAUGGUUGUGUAAAAUCUACCCUCACACUGGUGGGCAUGGAGAGCUAGAUUGUGGCUCAGGUGACUUCCCAGCCUGCUGGCUGGCAGCCCUUGCUGCCAAGGAACACGUGGAGAUCCUUGAGCUCUUCCAGAGGAUGCGAGAGAAAGGGGUGAGGUUUAGACAAACAGACACCUUCCGUUAUAAAUACACCUACACCUACACUUUUAUACUUUUUUUUUUGAAACUGGGAUCAAGUGUUAGGAAGGCAGGAGCCACUGGCCAUCCCAAGGGACAACUCUGGCUGCUGUUCACUGGUCACACGAGGCUGGACUCCGCUCCUGCUCCGGGCUCACACCAACUCUAGCUGUGUUGGAAGAGGUGCUGCAGGUCAAACUCCCGAGUGACCUUUGGGGAAUGUCCAGGAGGGGAUGUCCUGGGCUCUGUGCAGAAUUCCUAUCCCAGCCCAGUCUGCAGUCUGUCCAUAUAACCCAGUGAAUACUGUGGUGCGUGGAAAGUUUAUUUCCCUUAAGGCAGCUUUCCUUUUCUCCUCUUUCCCUACUACUAUUAUGGUUUUGAUUCUUUUGUAAGGCAAAUCUAGAGAGGGCUUUGUCAUUUCAAACAGGAAUACACACACACACUCUUUCUCUUUCCACCUUUGCAACACAGGCAGUGUUGUACAAAGGAUGCAGUAUUAUUUCUGACAACAGAACUGUGGUAGAAAAUGACCAUGUGUGUUUUUAUCCCGCCCCACCCAAAGAGAUUUAGUCAUAGUGUUGGAAAUUGAAAGAGGUUUUUUUUUAAAGCUUGGCUGUUACUGAGUCUUUUGGAAGAGAAGAGCUCCCAUGUGGUGUUUAGAGGACAGGACAUUAUCAGAUAUUGUCUGUAUAUCUGUUUUCUCAAGCUCUAGGUGUGUGUUUCUGAUGACCAGUGGUCACAAAUUCAUUGGAAACCCAAGCUAUUUUUGAAGAGGAGAAUUAUAUGGUUUUUAUCUAGCUCUGGUCAGUUAUCCAUCUUCUGUAACAAGGGUCUGAUAUUUGAGCUUGUCACUAAAAUUUCAAGAGAUGAAAAUCAACAGCCUUGAAUAAUAUUUCAGGUUUUUUGUUUUGUUUUGGUUGGUUGUUUUUUUAUUAUUAUUUUUUUAGCAGUUACAAAAGUAAUUUAACAAAAAUAAAAUCAGAAAGUAGUCUAUUGACGUUGUGUACUCGGUAGUCCUGUCCCUGCCUGUAACAGAUUUCACUGAUGUAUUUUUUAAUACAGAAAAUUAUGUGAAAAGUAAAACCUGCCCCUGAUUCUGUCUGACCAAAGCCCAUCUGUGUCUGUCAUUUCUGAGCAAAGGUUCUGCUUUCUCCAUGGCCUGGCAUUCCCAGGGGAGAUGUUUUGGCCACUCCUCAGCACAGGGAUGAGCCUGCAGGCUCAGUUCUUGCUCCAUGAACACCAACCUGCCCUUCCCCAUUGUUACAUUGAACAGUGACAUUGCAGGCACAGGGGUUUGGAUUGGGAAGGUUCAGGGAAAACAAAAUCAUGCUGGAAAGAUCAGUUUGUAGGGGAUUAAGAAUGUCUGAGGUGUGUCUGCUGCUCACAGUGUGCCCAGAGCCACAGUGGCUGUAGCACAGGGAGGCUCCAGGAAUUCCUGUGUCUCCUGGCAGCUGCUGGCGGUGCUCCCUCCUUCCCUGACCCCGCUGGGAAUGAGCAGGGCAGCAGUAGGGCAGGAUGGGGAUGCUGUAAAAAAUAAUCCCAAAGCUGAGUGUUCCUUAAUAGACCUUAACAGAAAUAUUCCCAUAGAAUAAUGUAGGAAUUUGUACCUUAUGAGAAACACUUUUCUUCCUCUAAAUGUCCUCACUGUUUCUUGUCUGGGAACACUUUCAUUGAGUCCAAUUUUUUGCAGGCACUGAGAAUGAAAGAUACUUGCCUUUCACAUUCCCUCAGCAAGGCAAGUGAAACCACUUUAACUUUCACUGGCUGAGAGCAGAGUUGUUAAACAUUGUGUAAACUCCUUUGGUGUGCUGGCUGUGCAUGACAAACAUUUCAUUGCAGUUCCAUGGUAAUAAUUAACACAGUAAGUAGUGUUAGUUUCUAUUUCACUCCUGCUUGAAGGCCCUUUGGCAAUGGUCUGUUUUUCCCAGGGUCUGCCUGGGUUGUUUUUGCCUCUUGAGGGAUUUCUUGUCAGCUCAACUCAAGUUCACUCAGAUAACACAAGAAGGAUUACCUUGAAGGAUUAAAGUAUAUACAAAUUAUACACACAGGCUCAAAGUUCUGAACACAAUCUUGUUUGUAAUCACCAUUUCUGGCUGCUGAGCACACAACUUUAUUGAGAUAUUCUUUUAAAUAAAAAAAUCAUGCUGUGUCCUGCUGAAUGCCAGAGUUAACUGGGCUGGAAAAGUCCUUUGAGAUCAUUGAGUCCAUGCUGAGACCAGCACCAGUUUGUCAAGCAGACCAUGGCACUGAGUGCCACAUCCAGUCUUGUCUUAAACUGUAGCUUCAGUGUGGACAGAGAAGCAAUAAAGAUGGGUGUGAGAAAAAAAAUGGAAAAUUUCCUGCUACAGGGUUCCAGCAGCUCCCAGUGCAGGAGGUGCUCAGUGCAAACCUUCUGCUCCAUCCUGGCUUCAGUUCACCAAAGAAGGGAACUGGGGGCACUCUGAAAGCCACAGAACUGGGUGCAAAAAGAAGUUAAAUUACCUUGGGAAUUAGUCUGACAACUACUGCUAAAAAAACCACUCCAGGAUUUCUCUGGAAUAAUUUCCAGCUCCUCAGAGACUUAAAACAGCAGCAAAGUCCCUCAUCACAUGCUGCCUCAGUGCCAGGGCUCACAGAGGUGACUCACAGGAAUGUGCAAUAAAGUCAUUGGGUUUUGGUAACAAUCUCAGUCACUCCCAGGUCUCCUGUGCAGCAGAUUCACUGUUGCCUUAACAACCAAAGAACCCAGAAAAACUGCUCCUGCACCCAGUGCUUACUGUGCUCUUAACCCUGGCAUGGCUAGAGCUUUGCUCCCCUCAGCUCAACAGGUUCCUCCCCAUUCUUCCUUGGCCUCUUGUUCUUUUUAAACAUUCCAGAGGCAAAACAAAGAUUUGCUGCCUUCAUUAAAGAGCUGCUCCCUGGCAGUACUUCCCCUGUAGCAUCAACAGCCUUGUAAGAAGCUAGGUAAGAAAUAAGGUUUGAGCCUUUGAGCUCUCAAGCAUUAACUGUUGGGGUUUUUAUCUUUACCUGUGUAUGAGCACCAAAAGUCUGGAAAAAUCCCAGACCACUGCUGAGGAGAAAGGCUAGAAGGAGUUUUGGGAGCACUAGAAUGGGUGUGUUGUGUCUCUGAGAGCUGCAGGUCUUGUCUCAUGUUGCCAGAGCUUCACACCUGCAGUGGGUGCUAUGACAGAAGAGUCCCAUGGGAUCUCCUCCUUUGCCUAACAGGAAAUCCCUUUGCUCCAGCACCACAGAGCUGGGCAGAUAGGACUGACUCGGCUUUUGCAUCUUCCCCAGGAGGAAACAAUUGAUUUGAAAAUGAUGGGGGGGGGGGUCAAAUGGUCUUGCACAAUAUUACUGUGCUUGUUAGGAAGUUGACCCCAGCCCUUUUUUAGGAUUUUUUAAACUAAGGGAAAAAACCACUCAUUUGGUCUGACACAAACUUCCUCCAGCAGCAAAGCUAUAAGAACUUGCCUUUUUAUCUUCAGUUUCCCCACCAAAAUCCCAAGGAGCUUUCCAGAAGUUUUCUGUUGUGUUGUGCUUUCAGAGGGAACAAUUUUGGACCUGCCAAGAAGAGCAAGUGGCAGAAGAGCUGUCGCAAGGUGCUGGGAAUGUGCUUUGGGGAGGCAGGUAAUUGAUGGUACAUGGCAAAACACUAAGAUAAAUAUUAAGUCCCUAAGAUUAAUGGUUUUCUAUUCCAAACAUCUCAUUGAGGAGGUCCUUGGUGCUCAGCCACUGGCACCAGUGCUGGCUCUGCUCCAGGGAGUGUUGCACAGAUGCAGAUUGGUUUUUAAAGCCAUAAAGGCUCAAAGAACUUGGGCAGCUUGGAUUCCUCUAGCCACAGAAUUGACAUGUCCAUUGGACAUCACAUUGCCUAAGCUGAUGGAUUUUCAGUGACAUUCAGCUUUAAUUAAAGAAACAAGAGCUGGGAUACCUGACUUUCACCUCUCAGGUGGGAGAAGGGAAUUUAUGACAAUGAAACAAUGAAGUUAGACAGAGCUUUACACCCCACAUCUCAAGAUUAAUCCCAAGAACAUGCUUUUAAUCUUGGAAGAUCCAAGUGGAUGUGGGCAGCACAAGCCACACACCCCAGCUUGGUUUUCUUGAUUCUUAGUCAGCCUUUGGAUAUGUCAACACAGGGGCUUGGGCCUGUGAGUGCUGGGCUUUUUAUCCUCUCUUCUGCAUAUUUAUAGCACAAACAGCCAGAGCAAUUUGCAAAGGUCUUUUUGACCUGCUGGGAGCCAGAAUGCAGCUUUGGAGGGAAGGGUGAGGGUGGUGGCACCUGAACUUUCCCCCCAGCUAAAGCACCAACUCAACCCCAGCCCCACCACUGACAGAUCCUGUCACUCCUGAGGAUCGAUGACACCCAAGGUCUUGCCCCUUCCAGUCAGUACCUGGGCUGUACCCUCUGUAAAUUGGCCAGACUUUCCUACCUCGUUUGGGCAUUAUGAGGCAGAAUUCCACAGGGUGCUUUGCAGCCCUGUGAUGAAAGGUGCUAUAAAACUGCAAAGUGUUAAUUCAGAAGAUGUAACUAGGCCACCAGUGCAUCAUAACCUAUAUUAAACAGACAUUUUCUAAUAUGAGAAUUUAUAGAGUUCAAUGUAUGGUAUUCAUAAGUGGAUUAUUGAGACCCUCAAAAGAGUUUCUGUUUCAAUUGUACCUGUAUUAUGGAAAAGUGAUUAAAAACCUUUAACCUUAAUGAAAGAGUGCAGCCAUCCUCCUUUCCUCUAUGAUGUUGGAAUCUAAAAGCAGUUUACAGACCAGUACACGGCUUAAAAGCACAAUCUCACAGAUUUCAUAUGGGGAGGGCUCAGCACUUUCUAAGCCACAGUUAAAAUUGCAGCUGAUCACCUGCACAGCCACACCAGGUGUUCCCACCUGGUGGUUCCCCUCACACUCGGUUCUGCUCCUCUGGUGUGGGCUGUAACUUCUCCCCUGCCCCAAACUGAGUGCAGGGGAACUGGGGGCACCAUCAGAGAGCAGGUCAGCCCUGAGGACUGAACAUCCCCUAUGCCGUGUCCCCCUCUAAUGCCACCAUCACCCAAGAGCUGCAGCCACACAGAAACACCAACUCUGCUGCAAGCACAGCACAUUUAUUGGCUUCAGGGCAAUGGCUGCUCACAAGAAUCCCAAGCUUUUAAAAGGGGAGGCAGAGCCCUGAGGGGUCUGUAGGGGUUUCCCAGCAUCUGCAUUGUGCAGGCAAGGCCUUGGGAUCAGGAACCUGCUUUGCUUCUCUUGGUUUGCUCGUCUGGAGUUGUCUCCUCCACAGGUUUGUCACUUGAGUUACUUUCCUUUGGGUUUGUCACUUGGAUUUUUAUCCAUUUUAGGUUCGUCACUUGGAGGUUUCUUUCACUCAGUGAUCCAGUCACUGCUUGCUGCACCAGCUGAGCCCAGGGCAGCUGUCAGCCCAACUUUGGCACCAGCAGAAAGACCUGCAGC